This is a messenger RNA of Sphaerodactylus townsendi, 697 nucleotides long. RefSeq names its product leptin receptor overlapping transcript (gene LEPROT). Gene Ontology annotation, cellular component: endosome. The transcript has 4 exons. Gene Ontology annotation, biological process: late endosome to vacuole transport via multivesicular body sorting pathway; negative regulation of growth hormone receptor signaling pathway. The record is from RefSeq and is a predicted model, not a curated record. Bases 87 to 482 code for a protein of 131 amino acids. Lineage: Eukaryota; Metazoa; Chordata; Lepidosauria; Squamata; Sphaerodactylidae.
AAGGCGGAAGAAACUACCGAGCUCGCCCUUCCAUACCUUCGACAGAAUCCGAAGAAGUGAGAGUAGCCCCUGGAAGGGACUCUGACAUGGCAGGAAUUAAAGCCCUGGUUGGCUUAUCAUUCACUGGAGUCAUUGGCCUGACAUUUCUUAUGUUGGGGUGUGCCUUAGAAAAUUAUGGUGUAUAUUGGCCUUUAUUUGUUUUGAUAUUUUAUGCCAUCUGUCCUAUUCCUCACCUCAUUGCAAAACGAGUCAGUGAUGAUACAGAUGCUGCAAGCAGUGCCUGCAUGGAGCUGGCAUAUUUUGUUACCACUGGAAUUGUGGUUUCUGCCUUUGGAUUUCCUAUCAUCCUUGCACGAGUUAAUGUGAUCGAGUGGGGAGCUUGUGGCCUUGUGCUAGCUGGAAAUGCAGUAAUUUUUCUUACCGUUUUAGGCUUUUUCCUUAUGUUUGGCAGGGGAGAUGAUUUUAGCUGGGAACAAUGGUAGUUUGCACUCUAACAUGUAGCUUAUGCUUAUACUACUUAUAUAGCUUUAUUACGAUACAGAGCUUUUAGUACUUUAGUCUUGUGUGUGUAUGUAUACUAUGUAUAUAUGUACAUAUGUUGACAGUGUAUUCCUAGCCUUAAAGCCUUGAUAGUUUUUGUAUGAGUAUUGGCUCGCAUAAGGAAAGCUUAUGGGAUUAUAAACCACAGUGCCUAAAA